AUGGCGACGAACGAUGGGUAUGAGUCGGUUGGACAAGGAUACUCGAACGAAAUGAAGGAAUAUCCGCCACAAGAAGUUGGUGCUGUUCGUCGCCAUCAUGUCUUCCGAUUCUGGCCUUGGGAAAUCAUGUCGCUCAUCACGGCAAUUGGCUUGAUAGCAGCCACCUAUUCGAUUCUAUCACACUUCAAUGGCCAAAAAUUGCCAGAAUGGCCAUUCAGUAUUAACCUCAACACGCUGGUCGCCCUGUUAUCGACUUUCAUGCGAGCGGCAAUGCUUGUAUGUGUUGCUGAAAUUAUAAGCCAGACGAAAUGGAGUUGGUUCUCUCGACCGCGACCACUCAGCCACCUCCAGUAUUUUGAUGACGCGAGCCGUUCCUUCGCCGGUUCUCUGAGUCUGCUCUUUGUUGCACCGGGGAGCUUGUUCGGCGUGCUAGGCGCCCUGCUUACCAUUCUAUCACUUAGCAUAGGUCCCUUUGCACAACAAGCUAUCAGAACGGUUCCGUGUCUUCAAACGCGUAACGAACUGAAAGCAUCACUCCCCUUCUCUCACUAUAUGCCCGCCGCAAAUACGUACUAUGAGGCCGUAGAUGGAGUGCUCGAGGCCCAGGUCGAUAUGAAAGGUGCCAUGAUCAACGGCAUUACCAACCCGACGGGCAACGAUUCCGCCAUUGUGCCCAGCUGCGCCACCGGGAAUUGUACGUUUGUCCACCACGACGGCAUUGCACUUUCUUCGAUGGGGAUGUGUAGCUCCUGUAUUAAUACCACCUCAUUCAUUGAACGGAACAACACCAGCAACUUCACCUUGCCCAACAAAUUAUGGGUGAGCAUAUCCAGUCCCGGAGUUUAUCUUACUGUGGGCCAAGGCACCCUAAAUUGGGCUUCGUCUGCUUUCACUCCCGAAUUCUCGUCGAGCAUCGAUGCAACAAUAAUCAAUGUGACGGUACUGGCAUAUACGACCGGUUGGCCUAUAGUGCUUGCUACAUCGUGUUCGCUAUAUCCGUGCCUGAAAAAUUAUAAUGCCACAAUAGAGAGGGGCGUGUUAAAGGAAAAUGUCGUCUCAACCCAACCUGCACCUAUUAACUGGAUAGAGGGCAAAAGCAACAUAGCCAGAAUGAACUAUACCGCGCUCAAAAGCCCUUGUUUUGUUGACGACGGAUGGUACGACCUGUCCAACAUGUCAACUGCUCCUAAAACGGGAGGGAGGGUGUUCACGGGAAUCAGCAUCGACGGGAAGAAUUACACUGCGCCAGACGAGUGCUUGUACAAGAUGUGGUAUUUGUAUGCUGGCGGAUUGAGCAAAUUUAUAGGACAAAACUUAUUCACCGGCAAAUGUGCCUAUAAUCCCCAGCAAGGUAAAGAUAUAGCCUGUGGCUCGAGCUGGUGGCUUGCCAGUUUAUAUAAUAAUAAGCAGGCGAGUUUUGACACGUUGCAAACGGCUUUUGACCAGUUCACUACGGCCAUUACCAACAAAAUUCGGAUGACGGGCUCGAGCAACUAUGACCAAUAUGCGCAUGAGAUGGUGGAUGGAGUGGUCAAUGAGACGACGAUAUGCACGCAAUUCGAUUGGCGCUGGCUGCUGAUGCCGACAAUCCUAGUGGCAGCCACGGGGGCGGUCCUGAUCGCCAUCAUAGUGCAGAACUUGCUUAACAAAAAGCAACCGGUGUGGAAGUCGUCGUUGUUACCACUGCUAUAUUACGGAUUUGAUCAACGUGCGCUCAAUGAGGACCCGAAUAAGCCCAUAAUGGAUCUCAAUGAACUAAACCAAGCUGCAGCGGAUACAAACGUCAAGUUACGGAAUGGCGCUGAAGCAGGCUUCGUUGAUGUUACUCCGAGUAUUAGCGAGGUGAUAAGAUCAAGAGGGAGGGAUGUUGAUGUAGACUCUCUUCUUGAGGGUAGAUGA
Molecule: messenger RNA, 1899 nt
Organism: Annulohypoxylon maeteangense
Lineage: Eukaryota; Fungi; Ascomycota; Sordariomycetes; Xylariales; Hypoxylaceae
Exons: 2
Coding region: 1-1899 (632 amino acids)
Source: RefSeq, a predicted model, not a curated record